This is a messenger RNA of Hyalella azteca, 1992 nucleotides long. It is a transcript of the gene Atg12, whose product is annotated as ubiquitin-like protein ATG12. Gene Ontology annotation, biological process: C-terminal protein lipidation; autophagy of mitochondrion; nucleophagy. The record is from RefSeq and is a predicted model, not a curated record. NCBI's taxonomy places the organism in Eukaryota, Metazoa, Arthropoda, Malacostraca, Amphipoda, Hyalellidae. The transcript is spliced from 3 exons. Gene Ontology annotation, cellular component: Atg12-Atg5-Atg16 complex; phagophore assembly site membrane; cytoplasm. Bases 185 to 790 code for a protein of 201 amino acids.
CUAAAAAAUUAUCAAUUUGCAUGCAUUUGAAUAGGUAGAGUUUGCAUAGGGGCUAUUUUGACCAGAAUUGAUGUACCAGAGAACUACGGUACUCAUUUUUUUAUGCUGGCAAAUAAUUUUUUUCAUUUAAUUUGAUUUGAUGAAAAUUGUGCAGAAAUAACAACUUCACAGGCAUAACAUAAUCAUGUCAGAUGGAAACACGUCUAGUUCACAUGCUUCUUCCACGAGUACUGUUGAAAUCAGUAGGGCAGCUUCACAAGAAGCAUCAGGUGACCUGAGCAAGCCUCAAGACGAUCCAACUUCAGCAUCAGCUGUUGAUGCCAGCUCUACACAACUUAUUCCUUCACUGGCUGAACAAUCUUCUAAUCAAGCAACAGUUCAAGUUCCUGAUUCAGUUCCUGAUCCAGUAAGAUGCCCAGUUCCUGAUGCAGCCUCUACACCAGCAUCUGAUUGUAGCACCUCUCAAACAGUGGAUUCUGCAGCUUCAACGCCUGGAAAAUUGGCUCACAAUAAGAGCACUGAUGAGAAAAUCGAGAUUAUUUUGAAAGCAACUGGUGAUGCCCCAAUUAUGAAGAAAACAAAGUGGAGUGUUGUACGCAGUCGCUCUGUCGGUUGGGUGGCUACCUUCAUUAAGAAAUAUUCUCAUUUGCCCGACACUGACACCUUGUUCCUUUAUGUGAACCAAAGCUAUGCGCCUGCGCCGGACGAGCUGCUCGACAACCUCUACUCCUGCUUUGGUGCUGACAACAAACUUGUCUUGCACUACAGCAAAACUCAGGCUUGGGGCUGAGCUAUUGUGCUUGGCUUAAACUUCUUUAUGUACGUCUUCGUUUAUCUUGAGGCAAACAUGCUUAGAGAAUAAGUCAUAAGUUUUCUCUUUCUAAUAACGAACAUUCAUCGUGAUUUAAAUUCAUUACUCUCAUUCAUCACCAAAAUUAAAGAAGGACAAACCAGAAGAUGCAUCUUCGAGGUUCGUUCUAAUGUUUGAUAGAAUUUGGUGCUUGAAACAGCAAAACCAGGUUUGAGGCAUUAUAUAUAUAUUUUGUUUAAUUUAUAUGAAACUGACAUAUAACGUUUUAUCGUCAAAAAGGCUCCUUAGCUUGAAUGUGUUCAAGUUUAUUUUGUUUUAUCAACACAUUCACUGCAUGCACGUCAUGUGGUACAAAUAAGAGUGCUAUUUACCAACAAUAGUUUUGAAUCGCUGUUGGGAAUUGUGAUGAAUAAUUGUAACUAUUGAGGGAACAACCUCCAUGCAACAUCAUACUGACAGAAGCAUAUUUUGUUCGAUUUCAGCUAGUUUAUCAGGAUGAGAGAUCCAUUAGAUCUAUGAUGGAGAGGAAUUGCGCUUGUCUGUGAUAUUUACUUGAACUUUUACGCAAUUUUAUGUAUUUAACAAUCUAUAGAAUGAUAGACUCUAGUAGUGCACGCAAUUAGAAGACUGUCUCAUGGAUGAGUAGCUAUGACUUGUCCAAUUCAUUAAUUGAAUUAGGCGUCCGCCUUGUAGAUGUGGUAUCAAUUGCAUUGAAGAAUGUGUUGUCACACAAUUUACCUCUUUUAACCUUCUAAAUUAAUGAUGCAUUUCCGAGUGGCGAGGGCAAACUUUGCAGUAAUUUUAGCUUCUUGGAUCAUAGUUCGACUUCAGCAGUACGCUAAUAUAACCUUGCAUUAUCUCCUGUUCUUUAUUUCACGAAAGUUGGAUAUUUCGUAAUAAAAUGAAACCAUUGUUAAGUGCAAAUUAUUUUAUUUAUUUUGCAUUAAUAGGCAUCUUCAAAACAAUCUUUUUCUCGCUUAAGUGAUCCAUGUAGGAUCGGAAUAUCACAUGGGAAUGGGGCCUAAACCUACUGUAUGCGGAAUUCAGAAGUGCUGUUUAAACCGCGUCUAUUGUGUAAGUUUAACAGAAGCAUGGAUGAGAGACCUUGCGUAUAUUGUAAGACCAUCUCUUAACUUUUUAAAAAAAAUUACUUUCCCUGCGCAUUACAUGCCAAAGAUGUU